AAGAUGAAACACAGUCUCUUUAUGCCCCGGCGGCAGGUGUGUGAACCGGCUCACGUUAUUUACACUCUGCGAUAAAAUAUCGUCUUGCUUAGGACGUCCAGCGUACGUGAUCAUGGCCGACACAGUAACUGUCGAUCUCAAGGGCCUAAAUGGAGUGGGACCAUUCAAAUCCGCCCAGGAAAUCUUCCAAGAAACAGGAGUGUUGGUACAAGAAGUGGACGAGGGACAGCCAUGUCUUCAUUGUAAGGACAAAUGUCCAGGCUUUAGUCCGCAUAUCUGGCGGAAAGUGUGUAACAACUGUAAAUGUCCUCGUGAAGCCCACGAUGUUUACCACGAGGAGUUCGUUAAUGUUCGAGAUCGAAUCGGCAUCAAGUCGGCACCUGACCCAACUAAAAAUAUAUCCAAGGAAAAAACGCUACAGGAGGGUUAUUCGUGGUGUCCCCCGGGGCUGUCAAGAGACAAGGUGGAGGAAUAUUUUGCCCAACUUCCUAAUCACAAAGUACCCCGACUUGGUACUCCAGGGGAAAAAUACAGAGACAAGCAGUUGAUGCUGCAACUUCCCAAGCAGGACUUAGCUCUAGCCUAUUGCAAGUUCCUGGAACGAGAGUACUACCAGAACUUCGAGGAUUUCGUGAACGCCAGAAAUGAGAUUGCACUGGACAUCGGUUACGUUCGUGAAACGUUGGAUCAAACAUUAGAGUGCUACAAGUGUCAUGGUGUCUUGCCUCAAGGAGACAUAGCUGUAAUAGCCCCGAAGUUUGGAGAAAGCGUAGCCUGGCACCCGGCUUGUUUUGUGUGUACUAGCUGUGACGAACUGUUGGUGGAUCUCACCUACUGUGUUUGGGAGUCCAAACCUUAUUGUGAACGAGAUUACGCCGAACUACUAAAAUCACGGUGCGCAGCCUGUGAUGAGCUUAUCUUUUCCGGAGAAUACACGAAAGCGAUGUCCAAAGACUGGCAUUCCGGACAUUUCUGCUGCUGGCAGUGUGACGAAUCCCUCACCGGACAGCGUUACGUUCUGAGAGAUGAACACCCUUUCUGUGUCCGCUGCUAUGAGCAGGUUUUUGCCAACACGUGCGAUGAAUGUAAUAAAAUUAUCGGAAUAGACUCCAAGGAUUUGUCGUACAAGGAGAAACACUGGCAUGAGUCCUGUUUCCUUUGUAGCAAGUGUAAAGUUUCCUUGGUUGACAAACCCUUUGGAUCCAAGGCUGAUAAAGUGUACUGCGGGAGCUGCUACGACGCAGCUUUUGCUACGAGAUGCGACGGAUGUGGGGAAGUCUUUAGGGCAGGAACAAAGAAAAUGGAGUAUAAGGGUCGACAAUGGCACGAAAAAUGUUUCUGUUGCUGCAUGUGUAAAAACCCCAUCGGAACUAAAAGUUUUAUCCCCCGGGAUAACGAUAUCUACUGCACAGGAUGCUACGAAGAGAAAUUUGCCACGCGCUGUAUUAAGUGUAGUCAGAUUAUCACGAGUGGUGGUGUAACGUACCGUAAUGAACCCUGGCACCGGGAGUGUUUCAGUUGCACUAACUGCUCCGCUUCUUUGGCAGGGCAGCGUUUCACGUCCAGGGACGAUAAACCAUACUGUGCUGAUUGUUUUGGAGAAUUGUUUGCCAAGAGGUGCACAUCAUGUAGCAAGCCAAUAACAGGAAUCGGUGGCACGCGUUUUAUUUCCUUCGAAGACAGGAAUUGGCAUAAUGAUUGCUUCAUUUGCGCUAUGUGUAACACAUCAUUGGUAGGCAAAGGGUUUAUCACCGAUGGUCCCGACAUCUUGUGUCCAGAGUGCGCCAAACAGAAGCUUAUCUAAGUUACGCUGUCUAUUGAGCACCUCGCAAAUCUGCCUAAGUGCUUAUAGAUUUUUGGUGGUUUCUAUGUUGGUUUCUUUGUUGUUGUUUGUUUUAAACAGAGUAUAUACGGUGCUACUGAAAUAGCAAAAAAAAUGUUUGGAUGAGGGAUUUAUAGUACUAAUGAAAAAUAUACGCUUAAUUUCUAGGCUUAUCGUUGUUGAUGGCUUUUAUUUUAAUAUAAUACCACCAACCUGAUGUUUGGAUUGGUGUUAACUGUAUACAGCAAUUGUAAUAUAAAUAUACAGAAGCUGAUAUGCUUUUUUUUGUUUUCAGACUUUCUUUUUUGUAACUAGAGAGUAAUUUAGUAAUAUUUUAAUUUUUUUGUGGUUUUUUAUAUUCUUCGUUUGCCUGGGAACAAGUUUACAUUGUCAAUGUGACACAAGCCUUACAAUAAACAUGAAUUGAUAUAUGUAGAUUAUAUGUAAACAUUGUUCCGACGACCGGAUUUUAUCGCUAAGAUGAAAGUUAUAAACCUGACAACAUGACACGUUAUGUGUCUAGUAAACAGUGUCUGCUUCUGGUGGAUAUUAUUAUUAUGCAAACUAUUUAAAGAAAAGUAUGAUCAUUUUGUUAUAUUAUUACUACAUCACGGUUUUUACUAUUGUUGCCUUUAUUCUCAAAGUGUAUAGCCUAACGCUCGCUUUUGUAAACAUCGUAUCUGCUUUUUGUAAUUUUGAGGUAUUUGUCAGUACUGUUCUACUGUUAUUUUCAAAAACCUGGUGAGAACUAUUUCGUAGUUAGACCUUACAUUUCAUGGAACAAUAUGUUAAUGAACAGUUUUCUGACUUUAAUGUUGUAACACAUAUUUUGUUUUCGUGUAAGCAAACUACUUAUUUUGCAUAUAAUUAAGUAUACACACAGCUAUUUACAAAUACUCGUGUAUCUUUUACUAGACACCAGGUGUCGUUUUGCCUUUAAAAGGACGAAUAAAUAAAGGUUCACUUAGUAAAUAAAAACUUGGUUUUGAGUAAUAGACUUUAAAGUAGGUGUCAUUAAAUGUACAUCAUUUUGCCGUGAAUGACCAUCUACUGGCUAAAUCCGUUCUCAUUAGUCGACUGUUCUUAUAAGAAGUCUUGAGAAAAGCCUAGAAACUGUUUAAUGAAAAUAAUAUUGCAGUAAGAUACUAUUACAUUCUAAUUUUGUUCUAAAAGUAAAUUAAGUACUUUAUAUAAGAAACAACAGCCUUGUUCUACAAUGCUAGCAAGCAUUUUGUCUUAUUAAUGUGGUCAUAAGGCUUUGGUACAGUAGCGUAACGUCGUAUUGUAGCUUAAUAUUGUGUCUAAUAAUAUUGUAAGUUUCAAUUUAAUAAAUUUUAUAUUUAAUUAACGUUAAGGUAUUACUAAACAUAUUCUGUGAUGUAUAUCAUGCAUUUUCAUUGUUUUUAACGAUAAUUCGCAUAGAUAGUAUUUUUAAUCAAUCUAAACGUCUAAUGUUCUUCAUCAAUCCUUUCAUUUUACUUUGCUACAAUACUGAUGCUGAAAAUGAUUUCCAUCAGUUGAUGAGUGUCCGCCCGACUAUAACCUAAAUACCAAUGGAGGGCGUGUGUGUUCAGCUUGUUCUAUAUGUUUAACUGUCGUUUGGUGCUAGAUGUGUAGAAGUAUUCCGUUCAGUGCCACACUUUCUAUAUUUUCAUACCAAUUAAGUAAAGUACAGAAAUAAUAUUAAUGUUAAACCCUUGCAUAUUGUUCAUUUCUUACCUGAAGGUGAUGAAGCUUUUACUUUAUAUAAUUUCUGUCAUUAUCUUCGGAAAAGCACUACAUUAAAUGAAUAAUUAUUGACAUUGUUUAGAUACUUUUCGUAAUUUCGCGGUGUUAUUUUUGUUAGUGAUGUAGGGUGCCAUAUUGUGACCCGUAACUAAGAAUUUGAGUCCCAUUUCAUUUUUAACAUGAAUAUAGUAUAUAUUCUUUACUUUAUACUUUUAUUUUAAAAAGUACACGAUCCAAAAUUAUCAUUAUUAAAUUAAUGAAAGAAGUUAUGAUAAAUGUUGUCUUCAUGAGGCAUGAAUAAAAGUUCCCUUUUAAUAAUUUUAUCGGUGAAACGUCCGUUUUAGUAAAAGUUUAAGCUACCUAUCAAACUAUGCCAAGAAGUCACGGAUAAUAAUAAAAUGAAUAAUAAUUUCUGUGUAUUUUGAAUGUGUACAUAUAGUGCUUUAUUGUUGCAAUAGAUGGCGUUAGUAUAAUCACUAAAUCCGCUAAUUUGUAAGUUGUUUCGGUUGAAAAUAAAACUAUCUUCAAAAAACUAUAUAUUGAAUGUACUAAUGAAUGGUUUUUUAAAAUGUCAUUUUAUUUAGUUGGAAAAUUAUUAUUGUUGUUAAAUUUUUGGGUUUGAUAGAGUAAAUAAAACCGACAUUAUUCUGGUA
Messenger RNA from Limulus polyphemus (Atlantic horseshoe crab), 4203 nucleotides. RefSeq names its product prickle-like protein 3. Bases 113 to 1804 code for a protein of 563 amino acids. The transcript has 10 exons. NCBI's taxonomy places the organism in Eukaryota, Metazoa, Arthropoda, Merostomata, Xiphosura, Limulidae. The record is from RefSeq and is a predicted model, not a curated record. Gene Ontology annotation, molecular function: zinc ion binding.